UAGCCGGUGUUCAAGGGCAUUUAUUGAGAAUCAUUCGUCAAGGUCUUUCCAAAAAUUCAAAGAAGUUUAUCAAACUUAAUAGAAAUGUCCAUAACUUUCAAUUUUUUCCUUUUAAACACACUCUCGAGAUGCAGGUGGCUUUCCGGCAGGAGGCGGGGGUAAGGUGAUCCAACCCGAUGACGUCAGAAAUUAUGAACAAACCCUAAUCAAUACUAAUCGACAUUUACAAAAAUUCUUGAUGUGGCAAAGCCUAUAAAAAGGAUUCUUUGAUAUGAAGUUUAAAGCCGAGUAACUGUUUGGUAGUAUGAAGUUCCCAAUAUCAAAAGAUACCUCUGGUGCCAUCGCUAGCUAUUGUCCUCUUGGGAAUGUACUGGUAAAAUCUGCCGACAAAGAGGGUGAGCCAGUCCCUUAUUUGCUGACAAGUUUGAAAAUUUGCCCAGUAAGCACCCAAAGAUGACAAAACAACUCGCUCUUCAAAGGGAAUUUUAUUUGAAGGGGGCAUCACACUCUUAAACCUCCUCCGUAGCAAUGAUCCUCCGUAACAUACAGUGUUCAUUCUGAUGGUUGGUCUUUCCAACAAAUUAGUUACAGAAUUGCUCGCAGGCAAAAAAACACAAGGCGAGUAUCAAAAGUUUUCAAAAAUUAUAAUUCGGUAAGAAACGAUUCAAACAGGUAAGAAAUUUUGGAAAAUGCUUACACUUAAUUAAAUACGAAUAAAUUAAGAAUUCAUUACACAAAGAUUAACAAAAGGAUGAUCAAACAGGUGCGCACCUCCGGCAAGGGCAAGCCGCGACUGACCAAUUCUUGUACAAUGCAACAAUAAAACUAUAGCAAAACGAUUGAAAACAUUUCUGCUUCGGAAUUAUUGAGCCUUGAGAAGUGAAAACCGCGCGUAAAUAUUCCUGCAACAGGUUUAUGCCAAGUUGUGUGAAAAUUGCGUUGAAAAUGAACGGUCGCUCGCCAAGAUUCUUGACAGAAAAGGAAAACCGCGACUGAAGUGAAACGGUGGCAGACCUUACACUUAAUGGUGGUCGCUAAAGGUAGGAACUAAGGUUGAGCGGCAACAACUAACGGAGAAUGUUCUCCUUGACAUGGUGGAAUGAGCACAUCACCAGCCUGUUGAUAUCAAUUGCGUUGUUGGCAAUAACUGUCAAUGCUGAUGCCCCGACCGAAUGCACCAAUGCAAGAUUCAAAAACAAAGGAACGAAAGCAAGGACUGAAGAGCAAAGACUGCUGAAAGACCUUUUGUGCAAUUAUGACAAAGAAGCAAGGCCGGUCCUUGAGUACAAUGACAGUGUCAUUGUCACAUUCGAAAUGAAGUUGAUUCAAGUCGUUCUGGUGAGUGAAAAGGACCAGAAAAUGCAGACAAAUGUGUGGAUAACGCAGACUUGGGAGAAUCCACUGCUCGCAUGGAACGAAUCUGAGUACAAUGGCAUUUCGCAAAUCAACCUGGAUGCAGAUGCUGUUUGGGUGCCGACCAUAAUCCUCUACAACAACGCCGAGGACACAUUUUCUGGUGGACGAAUGAAAUACAAAACAAAGGUGAUUUUGGAGGCGAACGGCAAAAACACUUGGUUUGCGGCUGUCUCUUUUAAAAGUUCCUGCAAAUUCGACGUGAGAAAUUUCCCCUUUGACGAGCAAGAAUGCCGUUUGACAUUUGGAUCGUGGGCCUACACUUCUGACAAACUGAAAUUGCGGCCAGCAAAGAUGAAAGGAGACAUGAGUGAUUAUAUUCAAAAUGGAGAGUGGGAGAUUGUGGACAUUCCAGUUGAGGGAAGGGACAGGAAGUAUGCCUGCUGCCAAAAGGCCUUCUCAGAAGUAAUUUACAAGUUUCAAAUGAGACGCAAAGUACUCUACUACCUUUUCAAUUUAAUUUUGCCUUGUUCAAUAAUAGCAACGCUGGCCGUGUUGGCAUUCUGCAUCAACCCGAGGUCGGGCCAAAGGAUCACUUUGAGCAUAACAGUGAUGCUGGCGAUGAGCGUUUUCUUGAAUUUCGCAUGGACGCGGUUGCCUGUGACAUCAGAAUCUGUGCCGCUUCUCGCCAAGUAUUAUAUGAUAACAAUGUCCGAAAUCGGACUGUCACUUUUCGCUAACUGCGUCAGUUUAAAUUACUUCUACAGGGACGAUGCUUUGAAUUACUUGCCAAGAUUCUGCCGCGUCAAUUUCAUUGCUUGGUUGGCAAAGGUUAUCGCUCCAAUAUUCUGCAUGGAGCAUCCUAGGGCAGGCAGUCACCUGUCCAAAAUUGUAAAGGAGUACACUGAAGAUGACACUGUUUCGCGGGAUUAUGUCCCUCAUGGAGUUGUAAAUGAGGAAGGCGAAAUACGAGGCUCACAUCAUUACGAGACAGUGGUAACUAUUGCUGAUAGUCAUGAUAAUUCCCGCGUUAAGGUGUCACAGUUAGUUAAAAGACAGCGGCUGCAGAAACCUUUCAAGAGGAUAUUUAUGCACGAUGUCCUUGCUAACACUAGCACGCAUGCGUUAACUGCUGAGCCACAAGAGCAUUACAAGGCGUUCAGAGAGUAUCGCAAAUGCAGGGAAGAAGACGAUUUGGAUGUACUUAUCGGAAACAAAGUUGAGCUAGCUCUUCUGCAAGAACUGGAAGAUCAUAAGCAAUUCGCAGCAGCAAUAAUGGAUCGCUUCUUUUUGCUCAUAUUUUUACUGACCAUCGCGUUGUCAGUGACAGCGCUUAUGUCUGGAGACACAGCCAAAUACGCGUGA
This is a messenger RNA of Rhopilema esculentum, 2718 nucleotides long. Its product is annotated as neuronal acetylcholine receptor subunit alpha-10. NCBI's taxonomy places the organism in Eukaryota, Metazoa, Cnidaria, Scyphozoa, Rhizostomeae, Rhizostomatidae. Gene Ontology annotation, biological process: monoatomic ion transmembrane transport. Gene Ontology annotation, molecular function: transmembrane signaling receptor activity; acetylcholine-gated monoatomic cation-selective channel activity. Gene Ontology annotation, cellular component: postsynaptic membrane. The record is from RefSeq and is a predicted model, not a curated record.